This is a messenger RNA of Aspergillus alliaceus, 1095 nucleotides long. RefSeq names its product glycoside hydrolase family 28 protein. Gene Ontology annotation, cellular component: extracellular region. Lineage: Eukaryota; Fungi; Ascomycota; Eurotiomycetes; Eurotiales; Aspergillaceae. The record is from RefSeq and is a predicted model, not a curated record. Gene Ontology annotation, biological process: pectin catabolic process. The transcript has 3 exons. The coding region runs from base 1 to 1095 and encodes 364 amino acids. Gene Ontology annotation, molecular function: polygalacturonase activity.
AUGCAGCUUCUUCAAUCCUCCAUCCUUGCAGCUACCAUGGGCGCUGCGCUGGUCGCGGCUGUCCCAGUUCCUGAGCUUGAGACUCGCGGCUCUUGCACCUUCACCUCGGCCGACGCCGCCAAGUCGGGCAAGGCUUCCUGCACGGCCAUCACCCUCAGCAACAUUGCUGUUCCUGCCGGUGAGACCCUCGAUCUGACGGGACUUAAAGAGGGUACUACCGUCACCUUCGAGGGUGAAACUACCUUCGGCUACAAGGAGUGGGAGGGUCCUCUCAUUUCCGUGUCCGGAACCAAUAUCAAGGUCCAGCAGUCCACCGGUGCCAAGAUCAAUGGUGACGGUGCCCGUUGGUGGGAUGGAAAGGGUGGCAACGGUGGAAAGACCAAGCCCAAGUUCUUCUAUGCCCACAAGCUGGACUCUUCUUCCAUCACCGGUCUCAAGAUCUACAACACCCCCGUCCAGGGUUUCAGCAUCCAGUCUGACAACCUCAACAUCACUGGUGUGACCAUCGACAAUUCCGCAGGUACCAAGCUGGGCCACAACACCGACGCAUUUGAUAUCGGCUCCUCCACCUACAUCAACAUCGAUGGUGCCACCGUGUAUAACCAGGAUGACUGUCUCGCCAUCAACUCUGGACAGCACAUCACCUUCACCAACGGCCACUGCGAAGGUGGCCAUGGUCUCUCCAUCGGCUCCGUCGGCGGCCGCAAGGACAACACCGUCGAGGACGUGACCAUCUCCGGCUCCAAGGUCAUCAACUCCCAGAACGGCGUCCGCAUCAAGACCGUCUACGACACCACCGGCACCGUCUCCAACGUCAAGUUUCAGGACAUCACCCUCUCUGGCAUCACCGACUACGGUCUCGUCGUCCAGCAGGAUUACAAGAACGGUAGCCCCACCGGUAACCCCACCAACGGUGUCAAGGUUUCCGACAUCACCUUUGAGAAGGUCACCGGUACGGUCACCAGCGAUGCCACUGACAUCUACAUCCUCUGUGGGUCUGGCAGCUGCACUAACUGGACUUGGUCGGGUGUCUCUAUCACCGGUGGUAAGAAGAGCGAGAAAUGCAAGAAUAUCCCUACUGGUGCUUCUUGUUAA